AUGCCUGCCUCUGAUGCGCUUCAGCCACCUCUCAGCCCCGCUGAGCGGGCCAUCGUCAAGGCAUAUGGAGGAUGGACCCAGUUCAUGGCGUCUUUCGGGCUCAAGCCUUGGGAACAAGAUGAUGCAGAGGAGGGCAAACGUAUCGUUGAGGCCUUUGCCCGAGAUGAUGAUGAGGAGGAGGAGGAGCAGAAGUGA
Molecule: messenger RNA, 195 nt
Organism: Penicillium longicatenatum
Lineage: Eukaryota; Fungi; Ascomycota; Eurotiomycetes; Eurotiales; Aspergillaceae
Exons: 2
Coding region: 1-195 (64 amino acids)
Source: RefSeq, a predicted model, not a curated record